Messenger RNA from Carassius auratus (goldfish), 2145 nucleotides. RefSeq names its product oxidoreductase-like domain-containing protein 1. The transcript has 3 exons. Lineage: Eukaryota; Metazoa; Chordata; Actinopteri; Cypriniformes; Cyprinidae. The record is from RefSeq and is a predicted model, not a curated record. The coding region runs from base 909 to 1313 and encodes 134 amino acids. Gene Ontology annotation, cellular component: mitochondrion.
AAUGCUUCCUCCGGUGAAAAUGUCCAGUUGUACUCUUACUUUAAAAUCCAGCAGAAUAAUUGUUUAGAACAUUUUUCAUUUUUAAACAGUGCUUAACAGUGCUUGGGCAUAUUUCUCUCCUGAUUCAGAUGAGUUGACUUUUUAACAGGAGGAAACAAAAGCUGGAUGAAAGCUGGAAGCAACAGUUUGAAGUAAAAAACCAUCUUGAUGGAUUUGUUUCUUACAAACGUGCAGCUUUUCACUUUACACGAUGUUAAUCAGCGGACAGGAGUUGUGUGGAUUAUUGUGAUGUUUUUAUUAGCUUGUUUAAACUCUCCUUCUGGCGGCACCCAUUCACUGCAGACUUACUAUAACAAGAUCAUUCAGCAUUCUUACAAACACAUAGACUUUUCACUUCACAAGAUUAAUUUAUCAUCUGGAUUUGUGUGAAUUACUUGGGGAUUAUUGUGAUGUUUUUAUUAGCUGUUUAAACUCUCAUUCUGGCGGCACCCAUUCACUGCAGACUUACUAUAUAAUAAGAUCUUUCAGUAUUGGACACACCUGUUCAUGCAAUCAUUUAAACAUUUCUCCCUCUAAGCCACACCAAUCUCUCCUCUGACAAUGUUGUGUUUCAGACCCACCUAUGAUUUUCCAGACCCCAGUUUACAUGACUGUCUCCAUGAUAACGUCAUCACUAAGGACAGUCUGAUUGGCUAACUGGAUUCGCCCUAGUCACGCGCACACAGAGGUCACGCAUGAUUCCAGUAUGGCCGCGUCCAGUUGAAACGCUACUUGCUGUGUGAGUUUAAAAUAACUGUUAAGUGUUUUUAUUACUAUUAUUUCACUCAAUCUGUGAAAAAAGUGAAUGCAUUCUAAAACAUAAGGACGACAUGGCGAUUCCUGACGAGACUGUAUGAGCUACUUCUGCGAUGCCUUCCCUCAAUCCUAUGUCAUGUUUGCAAAGGUUGCACACCUGCUACAAUGCUCUCUUCAAAAACAGAUCCCAUCACUGGACUGUGUUUUCUCAGAGCAGAGCUUUGCUCUACACUUCCUGUGAGCGGCAAAGCUCAAGCCCAGACUCUUCUUCAACCGUCAGCAGUGUAAAACAGACACAGACUGUCCCAGAACCUGCGGACGAGGGCCCUCCAUCUCCCCCCAUCCACUGCUGCAUGAGCGGCUGCCAUAACUGUGUGUGGAUCGAACACGCUGAAAAACUGCUGAAAUAUUACAGCGAUGGUGGAGACAGAGCUCUGGCAGCCAUUGAGGAGAACGUUCUCGAUGACAACCUGAAGGCAUAUCUUAAGAUGGAGAUCAAGUUGCUGAAGAAGUCCUGAUGAUAGUGAACUUGGGUGGAGAUUUACUGAGAGCAGAUUCAGAGUAUUUCAUAGCAGCAACUGUUUGGAUGUUUUUAAUGGCUAAGUUUGUCAAAAACACAUCCCGGUCAUAUAAUUAGUAAAUUUGUAUAAUUCCUUACAUUUAUAUAGUGCUUUUCUAAGCACUCAAAGCGCUUUACAUAGUCAGGGGGUAUCUCCUCAUCCACCACCAGUGUGCAGCAUCCACCUGGAUGAUGCGACGGCAGCCAUAGUGUGCCAGAACACCCACCACACACCAGCUUACUGGAGGAGAGGAGACAGAGCGAUGAAGCCAAUCAACAGAUAUGGGUUGUAAGGAGGCCAUGAUGGUCGGAGGCCAAUGGGCAAAUUUAGCCAGGAUACAGAGGUCACACCUCUACUCUUUCGAAAGACAUCCUGGGAUUUUUUUCAAUGACCACAGAGAGUCAGGACCUCGGAAAUCAAAAUGAAUCAAAAUACACCUCAAAUCAAAAUGAAGAACAUAUACAUUACUGUAUGUAUAUCGCACAAAGAUUCUAAGAACAUAAACUCUUUUAAUGGCAAUUGACAACUUUCCUCUGAAAUCCUCAUUUUUGUAAUGCAUGUAGAUGUUUUAUUUAUGAGGGAUUUUUUUGUAAAGUCUUUUAUAGUAUAGAUUUGAAAACAACGAUUUGAUGAGAUUAUGGCAUUUGUUUUCUUUCAGUAUUCUUCACAGAAUACAGUACAGUUUAUAAUCAUGGAAAAUACAUAUGCAAAUGUGAAUUUUUUUAGGCAGUGUUCAAUAUUACUGGUUUAUAGAACUGACUGAUCAGACUAUACCCAUGAUACAACUUUA